This is a messenger RNA of Hordeum vulgare subsp. vulgare (domesticated barley), 2085 nucleotides long. RefSeq lists its product as uncharacterized. The record is from RefSeq and is a predicted model, not a curated record. NCBI's taxonomy places the organism in Eukaryota, Viridiplantae, Streptophyta, Magnoliopsida, Poales, Poaceae. The coding region runs from base 354 to 1772 and encodes 472 amino acids. Gene Ontology annotation, molecular function: protein binding. The transcript is spliced from 3 exons.
CUUGCGUCUCUCCGCACAAAUUCGGCCGCCGGGGGGAACCAAUCCACAUCCACUCACUCGCUAGUAUUGCUACAGCACUAAUCUAGUCCAACUCCAAUGCGACGCUCCAACGAUCGAAGCAACCACCAAAUCCAAAUCUAAUCAUGCAUCCCAGCGACUAGCGGCAGCACGCCGGAGAUGGAUCCAAGAGUAGGAGGAGGAGGCGGCGGCGGCGGGAGUUGGAUCCAUCCAUCCAUCCAUCUGGCCGCGCGAUGUUUCAGAUCUGCCGGCGGGAGGUGGUAAGCGGAGUGAAGUAGGCCGCCGCCUUGGGCGCAUCUCGCCAUUGGUUAGCUAGCUAGGGUUUCCCUCCAUCAAUGGGCCUCCCAAUCCCAACAAUGGACAUGGAGUCGCCGCUGCUCAAUCUCAACGUCACCCGAGAUGAAGACAGGAUCAGCGCGCUCCCCGACGAACUCCUCCUCCUAAUCCUCGAGCGCCUUGACUUGCGUGACGCGGUUCGCGCCGGCGCGGUCUCCACGCGGUGGCGGCGCCUCCCUCACCAGCUCUCGCUCUUGGCACUCGGCAUCCGCAGCUUCCGCCGCGCCACGCUGGCCGAGACCAUGGACGCGUUCGUGGGCGCUUUCCUCUCCGUAUGCCCUUCGGCCGAUAGCAACCGCGAAAGCCCGCGCAGCUGUGCCAUCAAGGCCCUCCGCCUCUGCUUCUACCCUUCGGCCCCUCAUCUGAGCUCCAUCGGCCGCGCCGUUGAGGACGUUGUCAGCUGUGGCAACAUCAAUUCCCUCGAAUUUCGGAUAUCCCUGCUGCCCGCGGAGUACGCUGUCCGUCAGCUCGUCGAGUUUGGGCAGACAUUCAUGUCCUUCUCCCGCGCCUACAAGGUCGCUUUCCGGUGUCUCACAAGGCUAUUCCUCAAGGGCCUUGCCUUCGGGGACUCUGAUGUCACCGACCUCAUUAGCGCUUGCGAUAAGCUCAAGUGCCUUACCCUGAGAUCCUGCAGACUAGCUCAUCAGCACUCCACACUCAGAAUUGAUACACCCUGUUCUGGACUCCAGGAGCUCGAGUUCAUCCACUUUGUGUGCGCGCGGAUUGAGCUCAUCCAUGUCCCCAAGCUCAGUAAAGUGCACUACCACUGGUGCUUAGACAACCCUCCAGUUUGCUUCGGCUAUGUUCCAGAGCUUUGUGAAGUCAGCCUCAUUCGUCAGGCCAAGGUGUUGCAGGCUCCAUUCAUGCUGAGCGAGUGCUUGUCAAGGAGUGCAACGAACCUGUCAAAAUUGCAUCUUAAUUUUGGCCACCAAAUGAUUUGGAUUCAGCCCGAACAUCCAAAGGGGCUUACUGCUAUGUUCAAAAACCUGACGGAUGUGGUGCUUUCCAAUAUCUUCCCUGAAUGUGAUCUGAGCUGGACCCUAUUUAUCCUUGAAGCCGCACCUGCCCUACAGAAGUUUACAUUAUCUCGAAGUCGGCAUGCAUGUGCCAUAGGGUAUGAGGAUAAUGCCGAGAAGCCCAACGUGGUGUGGGAACCAUCCAAGGAUUUGAAGCACCUGAAUUUGAAGUUGCUCUGGAUGUACGGUUUCGAGGAGGAAGACAAAGUGACAAACUACAUAAGGCUAGUCAUGGAGCGAGCUGUGGGGUUGAGGAGAAUCGAGCUGCGUGGUGAAAACUCAUGCAAGGAAUGCGAUGUCAUUGACCCGAGGAGAUCCCAGGUGGAUGAAGAUCGGAGGUGUCGGAUCAAGGAGCGACUCACAGAUGGAUCCCCUUCAUCCUUGGAGAUAAUAAUGUGCUGACGGAUAUUCUCAAGGAAUACUAUGUCUCAUCAUGCUUCUAGCUGCUUCUCAGCGCACCAUCUCUGCUCAUGACUGAUGGCAACCACUUAGUUAGCUUAGUUCUGGAGCUCAAUUACCACUGCAUGGCGUCAUGUUCAGUACUCCCUCUGUCCCACGUUUUCUGACACUACACUAGUAUGUAAUGUGUUUUUUCUGUUUUACGUAUGCAUUAGCGUUCGUCCUGCUUUAGAUAUCCUUUGUCACUUCUAUGUUAUCUCUGUUGAAAGUCGCAGCAUGUUUACCGUAUCCUAUUACAAGCUCCAUUUUGCACUUA